GUCGGGAAGCGGCGAGGCCACGCCCACUCGAUAACGGACCGAGCGGAGCCGCGAGACCCCCAAAACAGGCCCCACCAUGAAUCCCCUCCCGGCCGCCGUCACCGCCCUUCAUCUCCUCGUCCUCCUCCUCCUCUUCGUGGCCACCCUGGAUAAGGGCUGGUGGGUGCUGCCGGACGCGCAGGCGCUGAACCUCUGGUACGACUGUGCCCCCCAAAACCGCUCUCAGGGCUGGCAGUGCCGCAGCCUCGGGCUCAGCCCGCUGCUGAGGGGGGUCCAGGGGUUGAUGGUCACCUCCCUGCUGCUCUCGGCCUUCGGCCUCCUCCUCUUCCUCUGGCAGCUGCUGGGGGGUCCCCGCGGGCGCCUCUUCCUGCCCUCGGCCGCUGCCCAGCUGCUGGCAGGGCUGGCGGCGCUGUUGGGGGCGGGGCUGUUCGUGGCCAGCGGUGGCCGGGCCGGCGGUGGCCGUGCCGGGCACUGCCCGGUGCUGGCCGGGCUGGGGGGAGCCCUGGCGCUGGCCAGCGGGGGAGGCAACUGGACACGCCCACCCGGGACGCCCACCCGGGACACGCCCACCCAGGAAGCGCCCAUUGGAUAUGACUGGACACACCCACUGGGCACACCCAUCUGGGACACGCCCACCCUGGACACACCCACCCCGGAAACACCCAUUGGAUACAGCAACUGGACACACCCAUUGGACACGCCCUCUGGCCACGCCCACUGGACACACCUAAUGGACACGCCCUUUGGACACGCCCACUGGACAAUAUUCCCCCCCCAGCCCAACCAACAACCCCCCAAUGACAUCAUCAUGCGACCAAUUAUGGUGUCAUCAAUGUGGCCAAUGACAUCAUCAAACGUGGCCGAUGACGUCUUUGGUGGUGUUGGUGCGGGCAAUGACGUCAUCGGUGACAAGGGCGUAGCCAAUGAGGGCGCUGACAGCAUCGAUGACGUGAUCAACGAGAUGGGUGUGGCCAAUGACAUCAUCAGCACGGCCGCUGACAUCACCAGCGAGAUGGGCGUGUCUCGUAAUGUCAAUGACGUCAUUGGCCGGCAGAACUGA
Molecule: messenger RNA, 1060 nt
Organism: Pseudopodoces humilis (Tibetan ground-tit)
Lineage: Eukaryota; Metazoa; Chordata; Aves; Passeriformes; Paridae
Source: RefSeq, a predicted model, not a curated record